GCAGUCAACGAUUAAUGCUGCGCGGGUCGAAAGAUAUCGAUAUAAUAUCUUGAUACAUUUUUGACAUCCCUAGAUGAGCGAACGUUGCUCUGUCAUAAACAAAAGUUCGAUUUCGUGUUGUAGAAAAGUCGGAGAAAAAUGAACAUUGAAGCUGCCGCCAACAAAGCAACGCCAGCAGCGUCGCUGACUGGGACAUUUUAGUUAUCGAGAUAUCCCACAUCAACAAAGAAGCCACUGCCGAGUAGGUCUACCGUCGAAGGUGCUAUGAGUAUCACAUAAUGGCAGCGGCACAUAAAUCGUCUAAAGCACGCGAUUCGACGAACGUCAAGACCGAGCGGACGUUUUAUCUGGAUGCAGGGCAAUCUUAUGAUACAAUGGCAGAAUCUCAUCGCGCAUUCCAUUCCUUGGAAGCCCAGAUGAAGGUAGCCCCAGAUUUAGAUGCUGCUGAUGUUGAAGCUGACCAUAAAGGACAAAACAAUAAUCAACUACAGUCGUUGGAACCCAUUUUCUUGGAUGAUAUACCUGAGCCAAUUAAAGUCCUUGAUGAGAUUAUUUCGGAAUUUGAGGAGGCAGCAACGAAACCAGUGGCCUUGAACUGUAACGGUGGCGAAAAUCAGUCUGAGGACGAUGGCUACAUGAGCCUAAGUCGCAAAAACAUGUCCAUAAAAGAUUCCGAAGAGGUACCCCAAACACCCAGCACAGAUACUGUGCCCGAGAGAAGCUUCAACGAAGUGAAUGACACUGCUGAGAACAUAACUAAAUUAUCUGAGAUUGUACACGAACGGGAAACUACAUCGCCCCUCAUUCAGACAACGCUGCCAAAGGCUCGGGGUUCGAGCUCGACUUCUGCCGUAAGCUCAAAUUACUCCAGUUUACCGUGCUGUGGUGCCAAAGGUUCGAGUUUGGGUGGAGCUUCCGCUGCCAAUUCCUCAAGUGGAUUGUUGGCCAUCCGACACCCGGCAAGCUGCACCGGUGGUCGCAAUGCCCUGGGCAUCGACAUUAGCGCUGUGCAUAACGCUGUUCUCCGUGGUAAUUUGGCAAAGCUGCCGGAGCCAUUCGUCAACGAGCAUCCGGUGACGAUCUACCCAGGACCCUCUUCCAAGGCGGCCGUAGGGGAAGGGGCUCGUGGCAAGCGGUUACUCAGCUCCGUCGAAAAGCACAAGGAGGUGUGCCACAUUCUGAAUCCACUAUCCAGCAGCUCAAACUCUUCGUCCGCGGAGGCUUCACCUGCUGCGUCUCACGUCAAUGUGGCGACAUCAACAGCGGCUGCCAGGGCUGAGGACUAUUCGGAAGAUUCGCUAGAGGAGUCCAACGUCUCCAGUGACCUCACACCCGUUAAACAGAACGGAAUCGCCUGGGAAAUUCACUUUAGGAGCAACAAGAAGAUGUCCAGUGGCUUAAAAAAUACUUCUGAUUCUAAAACGAUAACCAACCAUUUAGAUGGCAGUUUUAUUUCCAACGAUAAAAGCAUGCUGGGCAAUGGAACUUUUAUUAUCCGUCGCUCCACUGCCAAAAAACCGCCUCGUGCCGCAGAUGUGUUUCGUAUACCGAAGCCGCUACGUUCCUCGUUGGCCGAGAGAGUCAAACCCGAACCCAAAGUUGGCCCGGGUGCGAUCAGUAAUGAGUUCUACACAAGCGAUAGCGAGCAAAGCGAUGCCACUCCGCUACCAUUACCACUGCCACCAGCUUCAUCUGAGACAAACUUCGUAUACAAGGAGUGUGAGGCUAAUGCGGAGCAUACACGCCGCGGAUUGGAGAUGGCCGCUGCACAGCGAGCGGUCUUAUCUCUUGAUAUUGAGGCAGCAGAACAACUCGGCUAUUGCAAGCCAGUGAAGAGCAAGAUGGCAAUGCUAACAGAAAAGCGCCUGAGUGCCGAGUCCAUGCCGGACAACACAUCCAGCAGCGAAGAGUUUGAUGAGGCGCGUCUCAACGGAACCAGCAGCUACGAGUUGUAUGGAUACAACGGUAACGAUCAGCGAGCUUCAAACGCCACCACUCCUCAUACAGAUUUGGCUCCAACUUUGGAGGAGGACGAAGAACUUUCCGAUUUCAGCUAUGGGUGUGCUCCACUGAUGCAAAUAGAGCAUAACAUCAGUGCUUUGUUGCGUGGAGACAUUCCAGUCGUUGGCCAACCGGCUGAAUGCAAUGGUGGUGGACUUACUGGUGCCCCAACGACAGCUGCCGAGCUGCAUGCAAAGCGAGUACUGGAAUUUCGACAUGGCGUUCACAAGUCUGAAAGCGCCAAAGAGAUGCUGCUUUCACAGAUCCCCCAUUUGGGCCCACUGCCCCCCUCGCCGCCAAGUUCUAACCCGGAUUUAUUUGACUACGAUGCCCCACUUCCACCGUCGCCGGUGGAAGUGCGAAAGCAGCUAGAGCUCCCGGCAGUGGCCCCUGCCGCGAAUAGGGGUACUACCGUAGUGGAGGUACAUGCCACCGCCUCCGGUACGGCGGUGCACAGUAGCAACAGCCACACUCGCCGCAGUCGAGACAAUAUCUCCUCUGUGCGUCACUUUACUGACGAGCUACCACCGCCACCAGCGCCUGCCCACCAAUCCGCCAGUUUUUUAGAGGGCCACGCCGGACCGCCUACUGUCCCCCCACAUCGAGCCACUGGAGGUCAUUCGGCCAACACAAUGAAAUCCUGGAGUAUUGACUCGCAAUACCGCAAGAAAUCACCAAAGCUUUUUGGUCACUAUAGCAGCGGUGGCAGUGGGAUAACCACACCUACUGGUCUGGGACCGAUGCCUCCACUGCCCGCUCCGCACUUCGACGGAAUGGCAGGUGGAUCUGGGUCCUACCAUCGACGUUAUAUUAACUAUGGCACCAAACGUAGCCUAAAGCAGUCGCCGCGUGAAGAGCAUCGCCUGCAAACCUCAUGUAGUCUUCCUGAAACGCCAAUUUUCGCCAGAGGCUGUGACAUACCCCGAACCCCAUAUCGACGCCAAAAUGAGCCCCUACCUGUGGUCAGUGGUUCCCGCACAGCGCCCAGAUCGAGCACAUCGACCAGCAUUAACAUGGGCGCUUCAAUUUUGGGAAUAGGAGUAGGAGGUAACUAUGGUACAUCUCAAAUUUGCCGCCAGCGCUCAAUAAAUCAUGCUUUGGCUUCCAAUGAAAUGCUUCGUAUGACCGGGGCCCCGGCUCGAGGAUGGUAUCCCAAGCAACGGGGUAUGCGCCCAGUCUCCACCGAAAACAUAGAUCGGCUGGCAUCCAUGCGGAUAUGGGAUAAUCCGACUGGCAUGUCGGGCAUCGGACAAUCUCGUAAGCCAUUAACGCUGCCACCAAAUCUUACACCUUCCUUCUUGAAUAAAUCACCCCGCGAGGCUCUGCGGCGAGUGACCAGUUUGCUGAUAACCAAGAAAAAAAACAGCAAAGAUCGAAAACCGAAGGCAUACUGCGAUGAGCUUAUGGAUGAUUCCAAAAGCAAGCAGUUCUAUAAUUUUGAAACGGGAUCCACCACGCAAAAGGAUACCAAUCGUAAAGACAAUGGAAUCUCAGGGGCGGCCACCAAUAACAAACCCAAAAAAAAGGGGCUUUUUAAAUCUCUUUGGAAACGCUCCAAAACUGCCUCUUUAGAUCAGAAGUGAAACCCACCCUUGAUAGCUCAACCACUGCCCCUUGCUUUAUAUACCAUAUGUUUAUAGUAUUAUAACCCUGCACUUACAUUAACUUUUUUCGGGUCAAAAGCCAGACGACUCACCUGCUUAUUAACUCAGCAAAACGCUUGUCUUUGUUUAUCUUGAAACACACAAAAGUAUCGUAAUUGGUCAUAUAGUAAUGAGACAAUUGAACAAUUCAAAUGCACAAAAGCCGUGAAUCGUAAAGACUGACAAUGAAAAAAGCGUUUAGAAAGAUUUAAUUAAAUUUAAAAAAAUGAGAAAGUAAAUAAAAUGAACCUAAAAAAUACAAACAAAAUUUCACUCUUUCAAGUUAAAGAAAAUGCAGUGUAAAAUAAUUGUAUGGUCAACACCGAACUUUUAAAAUACUAUUAAAACUAUUACUGUAGUCAUAUGGCCAAUGAUCGAAUAACAAAAAUCUAACCGAAUACACAUAGCAUUGGCUCAACAAGAAAUUUAAAAGCACUGAAUUAAUUUAAUCAUAUGUAAGUAUGAGCGAUAUAUAUAUACAAAAACAUAUAUAGUUUGGACUAUAACUAAACCGUUUAGGAUUUUAGGCAACAAUACUUAUAUUAUUAUGAUGUUAAAUUGCUUACUUCUGGGCAAGAGAUUUUAAUGAGCUGGAGACGGGAAAUGAGCAAUAAAGAAAUUUUUAAGUAUCCUAUGUAUUUUAAUCGAACUUCUGAUUCUUUACCAAGCUCCAGAGUGCAACCCAGAAAAAUCAAGUUGAAUUGACAAACAAAAAUCUCAAAACUGAUGGUACGUUUUGAAUUUCCAGAAACUGAAACAAAAUGAAGUUAAGCCCUCCACAUUUUAACGAAUGUUUGAUAAUAAAAAUGAGAUCGAAAGUAAUGUAAUCCAUAAAAUCGUUAAAAGUAUAAUAUAUGCUCAAGGCGAUUUUACCAGAGAAGGGAUUUCUAAAAUUUUGAGCAAAAUUAAUUUGAGUAGUUGGAAAGAAAAAUUGCAAUAUGUAAACGUUUACUAGUCAAUAAAUAUACAAAAUGAACCACAGAAAAUGUAUAAGAAAGAUAACAUAUUUUUUAUUAGCACUCAGUGAGAUGCCAAGAAUAUAAAUAUUGGAAUCAUUUAAUCAGCGGGAGCUGAGUUUCCCAAAAACAAGAUAACAGUAUUAUUAACAAUUUGUAUUACAUUAGUUACAGCUAUUACAGCCAAAAUGCUAAUAAUCCGUUGAAGGCAGAGUAUGACCAUGAAUUUAAAAGUGUCGACUAUAUUAUAAUGGUUCUUUUUUUUUAAAUUCAUGACUUGAGAUAUACGACAAAAUCACAAAUAAAAGCCAAUAAUAUAUUUGUAAAACUUUACAAAUCUUUCUAAAAAUCUAUAUCGUGAUACAAAU
This is a messenger RNA of Drosophila santomea, 4968 nucleotides long. RefSeq lists its product as uncharacterized. The transcript is spliced from 11 exons. Bases 279 to 3584 code for a protein of 1101 amino acids. The record is from RefSeq and is a predicted model, not a curated record. NCBI's taxonomy places the organism in Eukaryota, Metazoa, Arthropoda, Insecta, Diptera, Drosophilidae.